Molecule: messenger RNA, 456 nt
Organism: Diospyros lotus (date-plum)
Lineage: Eukaryota; Viridiplantae; Streptophyta; Magnoliopsida; Ericales; Ebenaceae
Exons: 2
Coding region: 1-456 (151 amino acids)
Source: RefSeq, a predicted model, not a curated record
AUGACACCUUUUGAGGCGUUGUAUAGGCAAUCAUGUAGAUCACCGCUUUGCUGGACUGAGAUUGGGGAGCGAGCAUUGCUUGGACCGGAGUUGCUAGAGCAGAAGACAGAGAAGAUCCAGUUGAUUCGGGCUAGGAUGAAGGCAGCUCAAGACCGUCAGAAGAGUUACGUGGACAGACGAUGCCAGGAUUUGGAGUUUGAUGUGGGUGACCAUGUGUUCCUUCGAGUCAUGCCAAUGAGGGGAGUUCGACGUUUUGGAGUAUCUGGCAAGUUGAGUCCUCGUUAUGUGGGACCGUUUGAGAUACUGGAGCGAUACGUGGCAGAUCCCGGGCAUAUUAUUGAUUAUCACCCGCUCGUGGUGCAAGAUGACGCGUCGUACAUCGAGUUGCCUGCUAGCAUUAUGGAUCGGAAAGAGAAAGUGCUCCGUAACCAUACGAUUUCCUAUGUAAAGGUCUAG